Molecule: messenger RNA, 1701 nt
Organism: Aspergillus terreus NIH2624
Lineage: Eukaryota; Fungi; Ascomycota; Eurotiomycetes; Eurotiales; Aspergillaceae
Product: putative C6 transcription factor
Exons: 2
Coding region: 1-1701 (566 amino acids)
Biological process (GO): DNA-templated transcription
Molecular function (GO): DNA binding; zinc ion binding
Source: RefSeq, a predicted model, not a curated record
AUGGCUUCGGGAGUAUAUACUGAGCCCGUGGAUCAUUCGAGCUCUGAACGGGCUACAGCAGUUCGUGCCGAGGAGUGUACGACGGAGCUUCUGCCGGUGGAUGUUCGCCAUGAAUCUGAUAUGGUCGAUAUCGAUCACGGGGAUAGCAGUACGGACUGCGUGCCGCGUGCAGAGAGCACAGUUCGCUUGGGGAAUAUUGAGAGUGACCCCUUGAUCGACUCAUAUUAUAAGAAUUUUCACAUAUGUCAUCCAUUCGUCUUGCCACGGAAACACCUGACAAGACUAUAUCAAGAUCCGACCAGUCAACAUGGCUUUGCACCGCUAGUGGCGGCUCUACGCUUCAUGGGAAAUAUUUACAAUUCGCGAGAAUGGUCGAUUCCCCUGAAAGACGAUAUCGAAACAUCUCUUUCGACGUUGUCACCGUCUGAUCCGAUUCAAGUCCAAUGCCGAAUCUUGUACUCCGUAGCUUUGUUCUGGUAUGACUUCAAGGCCGAAGCCAAAUCGCAGAUGGACCGGGCUGCUCAACUCGCCAUUGACCUGCAGAUGUUCCGGCCCGAAUUCGCAGCGUCCCAGGGAGCUGACGACCAGGUCCAGAUGGAAUCUUGGAGACGAACGUGGUGGAUGCUGUACAUCCUGGACGCGUACUACGCUGGCACCCUGGGGACGAUGAACUUCCGGGUUAUGAACAUUGAUGUGACGGCGGAAUUACCAUGCGACGAGGCAGACUAUGAGUCGGGGGUGAGUAUCAAUACCGUGCCCCCUAUUGGCCUUUGUCGAGAUUGCUCAUGCGCCACGCUGCAGAACAUUCCGACUCCCAAAACCCUUCAGGAAUUUAACAACCGCGAAUUUCUCCCCAACAAUGUUCACUUCUCCUCCUUCGCGUACCUUAUUGGCGCCGUGCAGUGCGCCGCAGCCGCCAUAUCCAUAACUCCCAAAGUCGCUGCCGCGGAAGACUCGACACAUCUGAUCCAAGCGGUCGAUUGUAGCCUGGACGGAUGGCGACUUUUACUUCCCCCGGAACGCAAAAAUGUCAUGAAUGAGAAUGGCGAGAUUGACGAACUCAUCUUCCAAGCGCAGCUGUUGACCCAUGUGUCCACCAUCGGCCUCCACCGUCCACUAUCUGCUCUCAAAUUCAACGCCAUAGAGAAUGUAUCGAGUUGUGCCCGGGAACCGCAGCUGGAUACACCCACUCCUGAUUUGGUCAACGUCCAUACGGCCCGAGUCUUGCGGGCGGUAGAGGCCCAGAUCCGUCUGCUGGCUUUGCCAGUCCGCCGAUUCCACCACACACCCUUCACGACGUGCAUGGUCAGCGAAGGGACGCUGGCGCUCCUCUCGGCUUGCAGUGCUCUUUUCAAGGGGAAGGACCUCGCCAUCGCAAGGGAUCAGAUCCGGAUGACGCUCGGCUGUCUCAAGGUGCUGGGAGAGGUUUGGCCGCGGACGGCGAGGAAUGUGCGCGAAAUCCAAACGAUUGCUCAGUGCGUACUGGGACUUGGACAAAGUGCCAGUUAUCACAGUACUCCUGGAUCGAGUGAACUGCCGUCUUUCGGCGCGGAUGGAACCAGCCUAGAUUCGACCAACGGCGGUCUAUCGACGGACGACAACGAGCUGGGUGCUGCGCUUGGCGCUAUUGACGAUCUAUGUGGCUGGUAUAAUCUUGGGGAUCUGGAUGACCUCCCGUGGGGGAUGAGCAACGGGUUAUAA